CGGGGCCCCAUUGAGAAGUAGCUCUUUCCUCGGCCUGCUGCGUCUCUGGCGGCGCGCCCGGUGCGCCUGCCCGGGCUAGAUAGCGCCUCCGGGCGAGCUCUGAAGGCCUUAUCUCGCUGGCCCUCCUCGCCCCCGCAGCAGUCCCGGGGCUGAGGUCGCCCGAGGGCCCGCAGCCCGCGCCCGCUGCGCGUCCGCCGGCACAGCGAGGGUGGACGGGCCGGCAGUGCCGGGGGGCGCGCUUGUACGUUGGGGCUAGUUGCUGGCUAGAAGUGAAAGCGGCAGAUUUGUUGUUGGGCGACGCCGCCCUCUCCCCACUUGUCGCGGGUGGACUUUUAUAGGGCGGGUCAUAAGCGGAGGAAAGGGGUUUCCAGGCGGGCGGCAGUCAGUCGCUGAGCAGGCGGCCCCAUUGUGAAGCUGCCAAACUCUCUCUAGUGGUGGAAUCUGCAAAUCUGCCGGCAAGGAGAUGGGAACAUGAAGGGAAUGAUGGCCCCGUCCUUUUCCCCUUGCAAGUGUUCCACAUCCUUAGGGUCUUCCUGCUUCUCCACCUACGUCAGUUUGCAUCCGGGUGGGUUAGUGAUUAGUGUCGAGCCGAGAUGCUGGCAGUGAUGAGUAUGGUGGUGCAUAGGUAAAACUGGGGCUGGAAACUUUUUAAUCGAGGAAGAAUGGCGGCAGAAGCACUUUAUCUCAUGCUUGCUACUCCUAGCCCCAAGUGCAAUUCUUGCAAAACAUUGCUGACGUUACCACACUCUUCAUUUUACGUUGUUUUUCUCAGAUGAGCCAUCCUACAAUUUAGAGUUGUUAGUUGCUCUGUGUGUUUUUUUAACCCUGUAGAGGAAGUUCCACUCUCAGGGAGAUAUGAACGAUCUCUUCUCAAAGUUUGUUUUCCCAGUGAUUUCACACUAAAGUGUUGGUAACUAUUGGAGAAGCUUUGGGUACUUGAUUAAUUCAAGGCCAUGAUAUAUACGUACACAGUUAUGUUUAAUGAAUAGUUCACAGAUUUCAGUGUUUUCAUCAUGUAACUGUGUUUUAUCAUGAACUGUGUUUAUUAUAAACUUAAUAAAAUGACCAGGAUGAAAUACAAGGAUUAAGGAUUAAUUAGACCUCUUGAUUUGGUAAGAAUGGUGUCUAGAACAUGCUUCUGUGAACAUUUUAGUUAAUUGCAAAUGAGACUGUUUAAUAGUGGCUAUUCCAGGAUAUAAGAUACAUCGAAUAUUUAUUGACCUUGCAUAAUGGUCUGUGAAUUUGUUUUCUUUGCCUGUAUAACUUUGAACACUUUGGAAGGCUAUUGUACACCCUUAAAAGCAUGUAGUGUGGUGAGAGUGAUAAAACUUGAUUUGAUAUACAGUGUUUACAUUUUCUUUGCUAUUGCCGAUUUAUAUCCUCUGGGGCAAGAAUUACCUCUUUUCCUCCAGAGAGAACCCUUGAUUUCAUCACCCGCCUAACUGAAGAAGUUCCUGGUUUUAAGCUUUCAUAUGGAAGUAUCUGGAGUAGAGCAGAAAAAAUAGCAUGCCUGUGUUCCCUUGGGACUCAUUGGACGUUGUACAGUGACGUCUUCCGGGAUUUAGUCUGGGGUGUGCAGACUGGUGCCUAAAAUGGAAGUAGAUGUUAAUGGAGAGUCCAGAAGUACCCUGGCCACCCUGCCCUUGCCUGUGGCGGAGGCGAGCUCCCCGGGAAAGGCGGAAGCAGAGAAGCCGCGCUGUUCCAGCACGCCGUGCUCGCCCAUGCGCCGGACUGUGUCGGGCUACCAGAUUCUGCACAUGGACUCUAACUAUCUGGUGGGCUUCACCACUGGUGAGGAGCUCCUGAAGUUAGCCCAGAAGUGCACGGGAGGUGAAGAGAGUAAGGGAGAAGCUGUGCCUUCCUUGCGCUCCAAACAGCUGGAUGCGGGACUCGCACGUUCCUCUCGUUUGUAUAAAACCAGAAGUAGGUACUACCAGCCAUACGAGAUUCCAGCGGUCAACGGCAGGAGGCGAAGGCGGAUGCCCAGCUCAGGAGACAAGUGUACUAAAUCUUUACCUUAUGAACCUUACAAGGCCCUCCACGGGCCCCUGCCUCUUUGUCUUCUUAAAGGUAAGAGGGCUCACUCCAAAUCUCUGGACUACCUCAAUCUAGAUAAAAUGAACAUCAAGGAGCCGGCCGACACAGAAGUGCUCCAGUACCAGCUUCAACACCUCACCCUCAGAGGGGACCGUGUGUUCGCUAGGAACAAUACAUGAGUGACUUGCCGAGAGUGUAAACCAGUUUAGGGCAGCCUGUGCUUGGCUGGAAAAUCCACUGUUGUACUCUGUACAAGACUCUUGACGUUACAGAUGGUUAUAUCAGCUCCGUGUUCCUGGAACAUAAAAAAUUGUUUGGAUCAAAUUUCGAACACAGGAAUGAAAUCACAGGUACUUGGGGGAAAAUCAUUCUAGAGCACGCAACUGCAAAGAAAACCAUGUUGGCCAUUAGUCUGUCUAGCUUUUGAGCUAGGAAAAAAGGCUUUGGUACAGUAGUGCCAUCUUUAUGAUUCUGACACUCAAAUUGGGAAUGUUAUCUGCUUGGUUGUUGCUGACUUGGUAUGAUUCAUUAGAAAUUUAUAUCUUUAAGUACUCAAGUACUUCUUUAAUCUCUGUAUUUUACUAUAAAAUGUAUGUAAUGAUUUGUUUUACAAAAUUUAGAACUUGAACAUUGCUGAAUCGGACCACUUUUUAUUUUUAAAUAUUGAGUUUAAAGAUUUUAUAACUGGUUUUGCACUGAAAAAAUUAACAUUUCAGAUUGACAAGAGAAUAAUCUUUCUUCACUUGCCUCAAUAAUACUAUUGAGCAAUGAACUUUUUUAUUUCCGCAUGGAAAGUUAUUGAUCUCUAUGGCUGUAAAAUAUUUCUUUAUAGCAUUAUUAAAGUGUGUCUUAAUACAAUUAAAUUUGGGGUACAAAGUAUUUAUUUUACAGUGGGGUGGGGGGAAGCUUUUCCAGAAAGUUUCCAAUAUGAAGUUUUCAUAAGUUAAAGAAGUUUCCUUAGUGCUUACUUUCUAAGUUAAAAUUCAUCUGAAACGUUAAAAUGGAAAGGAUUCUUUUAAUUGUGGAUGAUAGGCAUAAUACUGUUUGCAUCUGAAUGUUCUGUAAGUGAAUGAAACUUUAAUAGAAGGACUCAUGAUUUCUGCUAUCGAAUGCUUAAACUGAGUAUGAAGUGAUCCCAUUCAGCAUGGCAUCGGGCCAUUCCAGUUUUAGCUCUGUGCAGCUCCGAGCGCUCAUUGAAACUUCAGUUUCUAGGAUUAGUGUGGGAGCCUAAAGGACUUCCACAGUUUUAAUGGGUUAAUCCUGGAUUACUUAACAAUUUAUGUCAAUUGCACUGGUUUAAUUUGUUGCUAAAGAAAUAAUGCCCUGGCUUUAGUAACAAAUACAGCUCAACUAUUCUUGAAUAUAUUUUGAGGAAAAUGUAUGUAACUUAACCUUUUGUCAUUUCUAUUUCUUUUUUCUUUUUCUUUGUUGACUCUUGAAGGUGCAAUUUAUUACCGAAUUGGCAUUUCUGGCAGCAUAGAACUGCUUAUUUUACAUUUUAUUUUGGGGACUGUGAGUUUCUUAGGUGUUAGCAAUCUUGCUUAUAAAAUAAGAACACCUUUUAUUAAUGAGUGGGUCAUUCCUGGUGCAGAUACGACUUUUACUUAGCCAGAAUGAAUGGCAAACUCUAUUUAGAGCAGAGUAAGUAUUAAAAAACCCUAGGAACUCUUAAAUAAACAUUUAUUAUACUUUCACUGAGACAAAUCAUGUGAAAGAGCCUUGGGGAAGUUGUCCCAUUUCUUAAGACUGAAUUGAUCAGAUUUCUUGGUGGGCUGGAAAUUUUCAGCUGUUGUAUAUUUUAAAGUAAAUUGCACCUUUGUAACAUAUUGUAUUGACGAAUGAUCACUAAGAGUAACUAUAUCUAUACAGUCAUUAGUUCGACAAGAAAUAGAAUCCUGUCAGAUGCCAAAGAGUUGGGAUUUUUACGUUUAAUGAUUAAACACCGUUAUUUAUUGAUGAUUUACCCUGUGGAACUGUAUUAUUUCUAACUAUGAAAUAAAAGGGUGAUGUAAACACA
Suricata suricatta (meerkat) is the source of this 4054-nucleotide messenger RNA. It is a transcript of the gene MACIR, whose product is annotated as chromosome 6 C5orf30 homolog. Gene Ontology annotation, biological process: negative regulation of fibroblast migration; negative regulation of cytokine production involved in inflammatory response. The transcript has 3 exons. The coding region runs from base 1593 to 2216 and encodes 207 amino acids. Lineage: Eukaryota; Metazoa; Chordata; Mammalia; Carnivora; Herpestidae. The record is from RefSeq and is a predicted model, not a curated record.